Messenger RNA from Yamadazyma jaroonii, 2139 nucleotides. NCBI's taxonomy places the organism in Eukaryota, Fungi, Ascomycota, Pichiomycetes, Serinales, Debaryomycetaceae. The record is from the annotation of a GenBank genome assembly.
AUGGUUUGGAAGAUAGUCAACUCUGAUUCCCCUAAAAAGAGGUCAGUCCCCCUUAAAGUCCAUGGCGAAGGUGUCACCAUCGAAUCAGGAGAUGUGGUGAUCUUCAAAGUCGAAGACGACAUUCAAUUCCCAGAGCUAGGUCUCGUGAUAGAUAUUGUUGAUGGUCUCAAACCUCAUCUCACAGUAUUGAUGUUUAACGAACGGGACGACAUGGACAUCGAUGUUGACGAUAACGAAUUGGUCCUCACGCCAGUCAAGGAACAUAUUAGCUUGAAAAGUAUUCGAAAAAAGGCCAAUUGUGAACAAUAUGUGUUUAAACGAGCCAGCGAUGAACAUGGUGAGAAAGUCACUGACCUUGAUUUCAACCAUUUCGUGGCCAUGGUCAAGGAAGACGCUACAGCAGCCCAUGAGUUCCUUAAGGAAUUGAUAUUUCCCACCAAAGUGCCGAGUUUAAGAAGAAGUCCUCGAAAAACAGCCCUGAACCGUGUGCCCAUUGUUGACGAUGGAGAGGAGGUUUCUUCCGAUGAUUAUGAAGACAUCCACUCCGAUAGCGAGUCAGGGGUGGAGGAUCUGAUGUUCUAUAGUGCUAAAUCCAGUCCUAAGCCGAAGAAAACCCCUAAAAGUACUAGAUCCAGUCCCACCAAAUCUAGUCCGACCAAAUCAAGUCCUACUAAACGGAAAGUCCCUUCAACUCCCACCAAAUCCAAACGGAUCAAACCAGAUACUCCGUUGGGUGGUGAUGAGAACUCUGAGUCCUUACAAUUCAUUCAAUCGUUGUUGGGGAAUAAAAGAAUCAGAAUUUCCAGCUCCUUGCCGGCCCCCAAUUUCACCGUACAAUCACCAAAACCCAAAAGAAAGGCUUCUAAGGAAGGUGAUUACCAAUUGUUGGACACAAAGUCACCAGCCUUCAAGGAUCUCAAGCAGAAACUUCAUACGGCCACCAAACUCUCCUCCUUACCUUGUAGAGAAGAUGAAUUCACCUCAUUGUAUCUCCAUAUAGAUAGUGCCAUUAGAGAACAAACUGGUUGUUGUUUGUACAUCAGUGGGACCCCAGGGAUUGGUAAGACUGCCACCAUCAGGGAAGUCAUGAACCAAUUGAAGGAACUCAACACUUUAGGAGAGAUCAAUGAUUUCCAGUAUGUUGAAAUCAACGCUUUAAAGCUUAUUUCCCCUAAUCAUGCCUACGACGAACUUUGGUCGAAGAUUUCGGGCCUUAACGUUAGUUCUUCCAACGCUGCGUUGUUCUUAGAGGCUUAUUUUAAGGAACAGUCGGAAUCCAAGAAACCUUUGGUGGUAAUGAUAGACGAAUUAGAUCAAAUAGCCACUAAAAAGCAAAAUGUUAUGUACAAUUUUUUCAAUUGGCCCACAUACCAACACUCCAAAUUGAUAGUUAUCGCCGUAGCUAACACCAUGGACUUACCAGAAAGAGUUUUACUGAACAAGAUUUCUUCCAGAUUGGGGUUGAAACGGUUACAAUUCAUUGGAUACACUUUUGAGCAAUUAGGGUCAAUUAUUGAACACAGGUUGGACAUGUUGACUCGAGAGAACAAGAGACUGGUGAUUGUGGAUAAAGACGCCAUAUCGUUUGCUUCCAGGAAGGUUUCCAGUGUUAGUGGGGAUGCUAGAAGAGCAUUACAGAUUUGUAGACGAGCAGUUGAAAUAGCUGAAGCAGAAUAUCAACUUCGUCAAGCUGAGACCAUAGACCCUGAGGAUUACAUAAAGGUGGAAAUUCCCCAUAUUUCUAAAGCCAUCAAUGAAACCAUUAACUCCCCUGUUGCUCAAUACAUCGCCAGUUUAUCCUAUGGAUCGAAAUUGAUCUUGGUGGCACUUUUACUUCGAACCAGAAGAUCGGGACUUUCCGAGAACUCCUUGGGGGAUAUCAUCGACGAGAUGAAGAAUAUCGUGUCGUUGGUUUCACCAUCAGGCGAAUCGGAACUUCUAGGUCAUUAUGAUAUUAAGAUAUCUCAAGGUAUGAGGAUCAAUGAAUUCCGAUAUCUUUUCCUUGAAUUGGUAGAAAACGGGAUUUUGAACUCUCAGAACAUUAAGAGUGAACGGUAUAAGCUUGUUUCUUUGAACGUUUCAACAGAAGAAGUCAUGGCGACCCUUCGAAGAGAUAAGCAAGUUUCCCAUCUUUUAUAA